Lathyrus oleraceus (garden pea) is the source of this 1620-nucleotide messenger RNA. RefSeq names its product F-box/kelch-repeat protein At1g57790. The record is from RefSeq and is a predicted model, not a curated record. Gene Ontology annotation, molecular function: protein binding. The transcript is spliced from 3 exons. Lineage: Eukaryota; Viridiplantae; Streptophyta; Magnoliopsida; Fabales; Fabaceae. Bases 149 to 1279 code for a protein of 376 amino acids.
CUCAACUUGAUUCACUGAUAUAUCCACGUGAUUUCAUUUCUUUCUUCUCUUGUUGACACACUUUCCACUUCCUCUCUCUUUUCUCUCGCGGUUCCUCUCUCUCUCUAGAACAACAACCGCGACUUCGUCAGAGUGAAAACUUCGAUUAAUGUCAGGGAAAAAGAAGAGGAAGUUGAAAUUGUUAAGUGAUACCAUCGCUAACAGCAAAAGAGGAGAAACAGAGGUGAAAAAUGAUAAUUUGGAGUUGCAAACAUGGUCUGAUCUCCCUGCGGAGCUUUUAGAAAUAAUCAUGUGUAGUUUAGCACUAGACGAUAAUGUUCGUGCGUCUGUUGUUUGCAAGAGUUGGAAUUCUGUUGCCAAUGCUGUACGGGUGGUUAACCAAUCACCGUGGUUAAUGUAUUUUCCAAAAUUUGGUCAGUGGUAUGAAUUCUAUGACCCUGUGCAGCGGAAGACGUAUUCCCUGGAGUUUUCAGAGCUGAAUGGAUCUAGAGUUUGUUAUACAAAAGAUGGUUGGUUACUGCUAUACCGGCCAAGAACUGACCGAGUGUUUUUCUUUAAUCCCUUUACUCGGGAGAUUAUCAAAAUGCCAAGAUUUGAGAUGACAUACCAGAUAGUUGCUUUUUCCUGUGCUCCAACAUCACCUGACUGCGUGCUGUUCACUGUUAAGCAUGUUAGUCCUACUGUUGUGGCCAUCAGCACAUGUCACCCUGGGGCAACUGAGUGGACAACUGUUAAUUACCAAAACCGCUUGCCCUUUGUCAGUAGCAUAUGGAAUAAGCUUGUGUUUUGUAAUGGACUUUUUUAUUGCCUGAGUCUAACCGGUUGGUUAGGGGUAUUUGAUCCAUCUGAGCGGACUUGGAGUGUUCUAUCAGUACCUCCACCCAAAUGCCCAGAGAAUUUUUUUGCCAAAAAUUGGUGGAAGGGGAAAUUUAUGACCGAGCAAGAAGGAGAUGUUAUUGUAAUUUAUACAUGUUCUAGUGAAAACCCUAUUAUUUUCAAGUUAGAUCAGACAUUAAUGGAAUGGGAAGAGCUAAAAACACUAGAUGGAGCAACUCUUUUUGCUAGUUUUUUGUCUUCUCAUUCAAGGACUGACCUCUCUGGAAUAAUGAGGAACAGUAUCUACUUUUCUAAAGUUCGUUUUUAUGGAAAGCGUUGUGUAUCAUUCUCUCUUGACGACUAUCGUUACUAUCCUCGUAAGCAGUGGCAUGACUGGGGCGAACAAGACCCUUUUGAAAGCAUAUGGAUUGAACCACCAAAGGACUUCUCCGGAUUCACAUGAAGAAUUUUAGUGAAACAAUAAUGUGUAGAGUUUCUGAGUUCCUAGGUUUGAGGUGUAGCAGAAUAGCAGUUAAAACUCAUUUGAAGCAUGCCAAAUGCAGCAUCUUUACGGGCUGUACAGAGGAGGCGACUACCCCCUCGCCCCUUGAUUAUCUUGUCUCCUUAUAUAAAAAUUUCAUGAUUGUAUGAUUGUUAGGUACGGGGCACAACGACGAUGUAGUGCUUAUAUGCAAUACAACUGGAGAUCAUACAAUGAGUACUGGUUACUUACAGUCUUGUUAAAAUUUGUUUUGGACAUAUGAUCUAUAGAUUCAUAUUGGUGGCUAUUCACCUUCCAUUUUC